This is a messenger RNA of Pyrus x bretschneideri (Chinese white pear), 2257 nucleotides long. Its product is annotated as 2-isopropylmalate synthase 1, chloroplastic. The coding region runs from base 96 to 1985 and encodes 629 amino acids. NCBI's taxonomy places the organism in Eukaryota, Viridiplantae, Streptophyta, Magnoliopsida, Rosales, Rosaceae. Gene Ontology annotation, biological process: L-leucine biosynthetic process. The transcript has 13 exons. The record is from RefSeq and is a predicted model, not a curated record. Gene Ontology annotation, molecular function: 2-isopropylmalate synthase activity. Gene Ontology annotation, cellular component: chloroplast.
UCUGCGUCUGCGUCUGCUUCUGCAACUCCAAGAGGUUGAUUAUCCGGUUUAGGGUUUAGGGUUUAGGAGGCGACUGUGAAAAACCCUCUUCAACCAUGGCGGCUGUCAGCACAAACCCUAAAAUUUUACCAUCACCGGCAGCUACCAUGUCCUCUGUCAACAUCCCCAACACCUCCCAAUCCCAGCUCCUCUUCCGCUCGCAUUUGCACAAACCCAACAUGCCAAAAUUUCUAGUUUCCCGUCCCAAUCUUCACAACACUUGUAAUCCCCACAUUCUCUGCUCUCAAACUGACAACUCCAUGCCUACUCCCCGACCUGAUUACAUCCCCAACCGCAUCUCUGACCCCAACUAUGUCCGCAUCUUCGACACCACUCUCCGCGACGGUGAGCAGUCCCCUGGUGCCUCCUUGACCUCAAAAGAAAAACUCGACAUCGCCCGGAAGUUAGCAAAGCUUGGGGUUGACAUAAUUGAGGCUGGUUUCCCCGCCUCUUCCAAAGACGAUGCCGAGGCUGUGAAGAUGAUUGCAAAAGAGGUUGGGAAUGCAGUUGACAAGGACGGUUAUGUUCCCGUCAUUUGUGGAUUGUCAAGGUGCAAUAGAAAUGAUAUUCAGACGGCAUGGGAUGCUGUGAAGUAUGCCAAAAGGCCAAGGAUUCAUACUUUUAUUGCGACCAGUCCCAUUCAUUUGGAGUAUAAACUGAGGAAGAGCAAGGAGCAGGUGAUUGAAAUUGCAAGGAACAUGGUCAAGUUUGCCAGGGAGUUGGGAUGCGAUGACGUUGAGUUUAGCCCCGAAGAUGCUGGGCGAUCCGAAAGGGAGUUUCUGUAUCAGAUUUUGGGUGAAGUUAUAAAGGUUGGGGCAACAACCUUGAAUAUUCCUGACACUGUAGGUUAUAAUGUGCCAGAUGAAUAUAGUCAGUUGAUCGCUGACAUAAAAUCUAAUACCCCUGGAAUUGACAACGUUAUCAUUUCUACUCACUGCCAAAAUGAUCUUGGACUUUCUACUGCCAACACUUUAGCGGGGGCAUGUGCAGGUGCUAGGCAACUGGAAGUAACAAUCAAUGGCAUUGGUGAAAGGGCUGGGAAUGCUUCAUUAGAGGAGGUUGUCAUGACCUUAAAUUGUCGCGGGGAGCAUGUUCUUGGGGGGCUUUAUACUGGAAUCAAUACUAAGCAUAUCUAUGUAACAAGCAAGAUGGUGGAAGAGUACACUGGGUUGCAUGUGCAGCCACACAAGGCUAUUGUUGGAGCUAAUGCUUUUGCACAUGAAAGUGGUAUCCAUCAGGAUGGAAUGCUUAAGCACAAAGGUACAUAUGAAAUCAUAUCUCCUGAAGAUAUUGGGUAUGAACGGUCCAAUGAAGCUGGUAUUGUUCUUGGGAAACUCAGUGGGCGUCAUGCUUUGAGAAAUCGACUUGCGGAGCUUGGCUAUGAGCUUGAGGAUGAUCAACUUGCUACUGUGUUUGAGCAUUUCAAAGCUGUAGCUGAACAGAAAAAGAUUAUAACUGAUGCAGAUCUCGGAGCACUGGUGCGAGAUGAAGUUUUUCAGCCAGAAGUUGUCUGGAAGCUUCAUGAUUUACAGGUUACCUGUGGAACUCUUGGUCUUUCUACAGCAACUGUUAAACUAAUUGAUGCUGAUGGGAGAGAGCAUGUGGCAUGUUCAGUUGGAACGGGUCCAGUAGAUUCGGCUUACAAGGCUGUUGAUCUCAUCGUGAAGGAACCUGUAACGCUUGUUGAGUACUCUAUGAAUGCGGUCACAGAAGGAAAUGAUUCAAUAGCAACUACUCGUGUUGUAAUCCGACCAGAAAACAAACGUAUGAUUACUCAUGCUCACACUGGAGAAUCAGUUCAACGGACAUUCAGUGGAGUUGCAGCAGGAAUGGAUAUUGUUGUCUCUAGUGUCAAGGCAUACAUCGGCGCAUUGAAUAAGAUGAUAGGUUUCAAUGAAAGGUCGCCGACAAAGAUUCCAGCGGAACGAACGCCAGUGUCUGCAUGAAGAGUGGUCCGUACAAUUUACAUAUGAUUUGUAAGCUCGCAAAUCAUGGUUCCAGUUGGUAUCUUGUACAAAGAUGUCUAGAAAUUCACUUCAGGGACGACCUACAUUGGCUCAAUUGUGUAUGCAAUGUUUUGGAAGAGGAAUUAUUCAGAGAUUUUGUAUCAUUGAAACUGUUUUUUGUUAUGAAUUUUAUAGUUUCGAUUGCGAAAAUAAAAAUCUGGCCGUGUAUCAUUGUAGUUCUCUGACAUGUAUUCCAGUUCAAGAUUUCUCCA